This is a messenger RNA of Morone saxatilis (striped sea-bass), 2388 nucleotides long. RefSeq names its product doublecortin domain-containing protein 2-like. Gene Ontology annotation, biological process: regulation of cilium assembly; neuron migration; intracellular signal transduction. The coding region runs from base 360 to 2081 and encodes 573 amino acids. The record is from RefSeq and is a predicted model, not a curated record. Gene Ontology annotation, cellular component: kinocilium; microtubule; microtubule organizing center. Lineage: Eukaryota; Metazoa; Chordata; Actinopteri; Moronidae. The transcript is spliced from 9 exons.
GACUCUGCACCGUUUCCCUCUGUAGCUGAGUGAGAUUCUGCUCAAACUUGUGGAUAGUUUUCAUUUUAACCCCGGGACACAUCAACAGUUUCAUGCAUGUGGUUAUAUUUCUAUUCAGUAAACUCCUCCGUUUGCCCUAAACGUCUUCGUACCCAAACUGCUGACCUUCUCGAAGACCUGCGUGCCGCGUACAACUCAACUCACAACUCAACCCUAAACAUUUGGCCAGGAUGGACCAGCUCUGAUGUCAUUAUAAUGGCCUAUAACUUUUUUUCUCGCGAUUGGGAGCAACUAGUUGCCAGUUUAUUAUAACAAAAGAUAUCUCUCCGUCGCGCGCCAGCCUGCUUUUACGCGCAACGAUGAGCUCGGAGAAGCCGAACUUUCUCUCGCAGCCCGUUGUGAAGAACAUUUUCAUGUUCCGAAACGGUGAUCCUUACUACGAGGCUCGCCGCAUUGUGAUAAACCAAAAGAGGGUGUCCAACUUUGAGACUCUGUUGAGAGAGGUGACCGGCGGGAUACAAGCCCCGUUUGGAGCGGUGAGAAACAUCUACACGCCGAGAGGAGGCCACAAGGUGGACUGCUUGGAGAGCCUGCAGAGCGGGGAGCAGUACGUCGCUGCUGGGAGGGAGCGAUUCAAAAGGCUGGAUUACCAACAGAUUGGCUCAAGAAGGAAGAGGAGGAUGCAGACUCUUCCUAUGCAGGCCAGACCGCUGCCACCAAAUCGAAUCAUGGUGUCAGCUCGAUUCCUAAAACCCAUCAAGGAGCCAUGUACAAUAUUUGUGGUAGCAAAUGGCGAUGUCUUGAACCCCGCCAUGAGGCUGCUAAUCCAACAGAGGAUGCUUGGCCAGUUUGACAAAAUACUAGAGAUGAUCACGGAGAAGAUGGGUUUGAAAGUCCUGGGGGGUGUUAGAAGUUUGUACACCUAUGAAGGCCACCAGGUAACUGAUGGGAAUCAGCUGGAAGGCGGUCAGCUUUAUGUGGCUGUGGGAAGAGAAAGGUUUAAGAAGCUGCCCUAUAGUGACCUACUCUUCACUAAACCCAGAGGGACAAGGAGGGUCAGUGGCAUGAAAGCUUACUCUCUACCACCAAUCUACAGAUUCUCCAAGCAAAAUGGAAAUAGUAAGUCUAUAGUCAGAAGCAGUGAUAGUGGUGAUGGAGACUCCAAGGCCUCUCCUCCGGGCUACAAUGGUAACAAUAGUAAGGAGCACCUGUCCUCCAUUGUCAGAGAGAUCUCUCAGGCCAGACUCAUCUCCCUCAGGAAGAAGAGAAGUGGACAAAGCAUGACCCUCGGCGUGUCUGACUAUGAUGACACAGAAUCAAAGACUGAAGACACAAAAUCCAAAACCUCUCAAGACCAGCUGGCUGAAGAGAAACCUGCAGGUGAGGAUGCAAAGGCCACAGAGGAGAAUGGUGAAAGGGAGGCACAGAAGGAAGAGGCUGCUGCCGCUGAAAACACCACGGCAGAAGACACUAGCAAAGAGGAAAAGAUGGGAAACCAGGAGACAAACGGUGAAAAAGAGGGAGGGGAAGAGAAGAAAGAGACGGUAGAAGAAGAAGUGAAGGAGGAGGUCACGGAUGAGAGUAAGGAGCAGGUUAAGAGCGAGGAGCAGGGGUCCAGCGGUAGCAACAUUGAUAAGUCCCGGAACAGUCAAGAGAAAAAAGAUGGGGGCCAUACAUCUUCUGAGGGUGAAAAGGAUGAGCAAGACAAAAAUAUAGAAGAAGAGAAGCAAGAUAAAGACAGUGCAGAGGGGGAGAAAAGCAGUGAGGACCAAGUUAAUGAUGUAGACACGGGGGAGGAACAGAAAGAGACAGAAAACAGCAAUGACCCGGGGAAGACUCAGUCAGAUAACGAGACAAAAGAGAACAAAAGCGGCAGAAGUAGCAGUAGCAACAGUAACCAGGAAGAAGAUGUGGGCAAAACAAAAGAGGGAGCUACCAAAGAGUCAGGAGAAGAGGAGAGAAAGGUGAACGGAGAGGUAAGUGGAGAAGAUGAUGAGGUGGAAAGUGAAGCAGAGCUUGACACGGAGGAGAAAAACUCAGCCAGACACAAAGAUGCCACAGCAAAUGGAGAGAAAGGGUAGGAUAAUGGUAAAGACAACCAAGAUAAAAGCAGGAAAGGGAAGAAUUAGAAAAAAGAAAGAGAAAAUGGAGUUGAUAGAUGAGCCGUGCUGAAAAUAGUAAGCAAUAUUUUACAAUGCAAUCUAAAAAUAAUGAAGGUGGCAGAGCAGAUUCACAGAAAGCAAAGCCAAGACAUAUUCAGAGAUAUUUUCUACUAGAUGGUAUUGUAAAAUCUGCACUGAUAAGAGAGUGCCCAAUAUGGAGCCUCUAAUAGAUGUUUUGCAUGGCUGACCGCUAAAUUAUGUCCAAAAGUAAAAAAAAAAAAAAAAA